Molecule: messenger RNA, 874 nt
Organism: Tribolium madens (black flour beetle)
Lineage: Eukaryota; Metazoa; Arthropoda; Insecta; Coleoptera; Tenebrionidae
Product: adenylate kinase isoenzyme 1-like
Exons: 3
Coding region: 110-814 (234 amino acids)
Biological process (GO): nucleobase-containing compound metabolic process
Cellular component (GO): cytoplasm; mitochondrion
Molecular function (GO): AMP kinase activity; ATP binding
Source: RefSeq, a predicted model, not a curated record
AUCUCGCAUUUUAAUCCACUCUAAAAAAACCGAGUCAGCUAUGCCCCAAAAACAAAUCUUUGACAUUUUGCCUUCAAUCAAUAUUUUCAUGUUGGGAUAAUCGACGAAAAUGGGCGGUGUUUUAUCCUGCAUCGAUGACCAGGUGCCUACCAUGCAGAGACUUCGCUAUGACAUGACCCCAAUCAAAUCAAAGUAUUUGCCCAUCGUUUGGCUGGUAGGCCCGCCAGGAUCGGGGCGUAACACCCAAGCCAAAAUGUUAUCAGAAAAUUUACAAUUCUCGCACAUCAAAGUGGCGGACUUGUUGAGAGAGGAAGCUGAUAAGGACACCGACAGGGGACGGCUUAUCAACGAGGCGCUUCACCACAGGGCCAAGAAAAUCCCCGACUGCAUCGUCAUCGACUUGAUCAAAGAGGAAAUGUUGAGAAAAUCGGAAAAUAGCAAAGGGUACAUUAUCAAUAAUUUCCCGAGGAAUAGCAAACAAGCAGCGAUUUUUAUUAAAGAAAUUGACGAUAUCGACGCUAUUAUUUACUUGUCGUGUGACGUUCCCGUGAUGGUGAGGCGGAAGAAAAUCAAGAGUGAAGGCCGACUAGAUGACGAAGUCAUCAAAAAGUCGAUCACCACUUACACGAAAGAAGUCAAAGAUGGCACUUCCAAGUACGGAAGCAAAAUCGAAAAGAUUCGCGCCAACGAAGACGCCAAUGAAGUCUACACGAAAAUCGAAGCCGCCAUUUCGGUUCGGAUUAGCACAAGAAAUAAAAUCACCAAUGAAUCAGAUUACGCCCAAGCGCAAGAGAACGAAUCACUGGUCUCGUAAAAUUAACUCUUUCCGGUGCUUUGUAUUCGAAAUUUUAAUAAAAACGUUAGUUGCAAUGUU